Sordaria macrospora k-hell is the source of this 2460-nucleotide messenger RNA. RefSeq lists its product as uncharacterized. Gene Ontology annotation, molecular function: protein binding; ubiquitin protein ligase activity. Gene Ontology annotation, biological process: protein polyubiquitination; ubiquitin-dependent protein catabolic process. NCBI's taxonomy places the organism in Eukaryota, Fungi, Ascomycota, Sordariomycetes, Sordariales, Sordariaceae. The record is from RefSeq and is a predicted model, not a curated record. Gene Ontology annotation, cellular component: cytoplasm.
AUGACCAGCAGUCGGGACUCGGGGCUGCCGGCCCAGCCCAACCUUCGCGUAACAAUCAUCGCUGCCGAUGGUCUAUACAAGCGAGAUGUCUUCAGGUUUCCCGACCCGUUCGCCGUCGCUACCAUCAACGGUGAGCAGACAAAGACCACCCAGGUCUCCAAGCGUACCUUGAACCCAUACUGGAAUGAACAUUUCGACUUCAAAGUAAACGAGGACAGCAUCUUGGCUGUUCAAGUGUUUGACCAAAAGAAGUUCAAGAAGAAGGACCAGGGUUUCCUUGGUGUCAUCAAUGUCCGGAUAGGAGACGUGAUAGAAUUGGCCCCCGAUGCUGAAGACCAGAUGCUCACGCGAGACCUUAAGAAAUCGACCGAUAACCUUGUCGUACACGGAAAACUUAUCAUUAACCUAUCCACUAACCUUACAGCGACUAUGAGUCGUCUUGGUCCCCCUCCUCCAUCUUCGAGCAGGCCGUCACUACUUACACCUCAAAGUUCUGUGAUUUCUAACGAUAGAGCGAACGAACGUCCUUCAUCAGCCAUGUCCGGACCUAAUGGAACCGCCAACAACCAACUGAAUCUGGCAAGCCGGCCCGCCAGCAUGGCAGUUUCGUCGUCGUCGACAGCCCCAACUCCUGGUACAAAUGGAACAGCCCCAACGAACCCAUCGACCAUUGUUGCGUCGCAAGCCCGGCAUCAUAAUACUCUCAGCCCUUUCGAAGAUUCAAUGGGAAGAUUGCCAGCCGGUUGGGAACGCCGCGAGGAUCAUUUGGGGAGGACAUAUUAUGUUGAUCAUAAUUCACGAACCACGAGCUGGAAUCGGCCAACUGGCACAGGGGCGGCAGAAAAUCGUACCGCCGAAGCCAAUACUCAAGUCGAACGUCAACGCCACCAGAACAGAACACUUCCCGAGGACCGCACUGGCGCUAAUUCCCCCACCCUACAGCAGCAGCAAGCCUCGGCCGCCGCUAAUGCUGCCACUAUGAUGCAUACCGGGGCGACAACCCCCGGAACCGGCGAGUUACCUGCUGGUUGGGAGCAGCGGUUUACCCCUGAAGGGAGGGCGUACUUCGUCGACCACAACACGCGCACUACGACCUGGGUCGACCCUCGGCGCCAGCAAUAUAUCCGCAUGUACGGUGGACAGAACAACACGAACGGCACCAUCCAACAACAGCCCGUUUCCCAGCUCGGUCCCCUGCCUAGUGGAUGGGAGAUGCGGCUCACUAACACGGCUCGCGUUUACUUUGUGGAUCACAAUACCAAGACAACGACCUGGGAUGAUCCUCGUCUGCCUUCAUCGCUGGACCAGAACGUCCCGCAAUACAAGAGAGACUUCAGGAGGAAGCUCAUCUACUUCCGCUCUCAGCCUGCUAUGCGGAUCAUGUCUGGGCAAUGUCACAUCAAGGUCAGGAGAUCGCACAUUUUCGAGGAUUCGUUCGCGGAAAUUUCGAGGCAAUCGGCUACCGAUCUGAAGAAACGGUUGAUGAUCAAGUUCGACGGCGAGGAUGGUCUCGAUUACGGCGGUCUCUCGCGCGAGUUCUUCUUCCUCCUCUCUCACGAGAUGUUCAACCCCUUCUACUGCUUGUUCGAGUACUCGGCGCACGACAACUACACGCUUCAGAUCAACCCCCACUCCGGCAUCAACCCUGAGCAUCUCAACUACUUCAAGUUCAUUGGUCGGGUUGUCGGUCUGGCUAUCUUCCACAGGCGAUUCCUGGAUGCCUUCUUCAUUGGCGCUCUGUACAAGAUGGUUCUCGGAAAGGCUGUCAGCUUGGCGGAUAUGGAAGGUGUGGAUGCCGAUUUCCAUCGGUCUCUGCAGUGGAUGCUGGACAACGACAUUACGGAUGUCCUUGACGCGACCUUCUCUACUGAAGACGAGCGAUUCGGCGUGAUCACCGAGGAGGAUCUUAUCCCCAAUGGUAGGAACAUUGCGGUUACGAACGAGAACAAGAAGGAAUAUGUCGAUUUGAUGGUCAAGUGGAGGAUCGAAAAGCGUAUUGAGCAACAGUUCCAGGCGUUCAAGGAGGGCUUCCACGAGCUCAUCCCUCAGGACCUGAUCAACGUGUUCGACGAACGCGAGCUUGAGUUGUUGAUUGGUGGUAUUGCCGAGAUUGAUGUCGAUGAUUGGAAGAAGCACACGGAUUACCGUGGUUACACGGAGUCGGACGAGGUUAUCCAGUUCUUCUGGCAGACUGUUCGGUCGUGGGAUGGCGAGCAGAAGUCGAGAUUGCUCCAGUUCACGACCGGUACAUCCCGUAUCCCGGUCAACGGUUUCAAGGAUCUCCAGGGUAGUGAUGGUCCUCGCAGGUUCACGAUCGAGAAGGCGGGAGAAAUCAACAACCUUCCCAAGGCACAUACAUGCUUCAACCGCUUGGAUCUGCCGCCAUACAAGUCUCUGGAGAUGCUGCAGCAAAAGCUUACGAUUGCUGUGGAGGAGACUAUGGGUUUCGGACAAGAGUAA